Molecule: messenger RNA, 2017 nt
Organism: Rhodamnia argentea
Lineage: Eukaryota; Viridiplantae; Streptophyta; Magnoliopsida; Myrtales; Myrtaceae
Product: diacylglycerol kinase 5-like
Exons: 14
Coding region: 472-1815 (447 amino acids)
Molecular function (GO): ATP-dependent diacylglycerol kinase activity
Source: RefSeq, a predicted model, not a curated record
AUAUCCCAUUUCCAUUCGAGAAGGAUCUCGAUCUCAUCCAAAGACCCCUUGGAGCCAACAAAAGAAUUUACGGUUUGGGGAGUGCUCAUAGCCAUUACUACUCAUUAGGCGCCUGCCCGAACUCAAAAAGCUGAGUUUUGCUUCCCUUUCGUAUUCAGGUGCAGCGCGGGAGUUGCCGCGUGUUUCGUUACGUGGCACAACUUUGAUAACCUGUCAUUCUCUCUCUCUCUUUCCCACCACUAGAUUAAGCUUUAACCACUAUGCGAUUCAAUCUAGCUGACAAUGGUGGUCUCGAAUUCGAUGACGUCCUUUCAGUAUUGAUCAAGCUGUGCGACGUCUGAAAGCAUCUAUCUUCUCCAGUCCGCUCACUCAAAGCAUCUUCGGCUCCCAGAAAAAUUGUCCAAGCAUGUCUUGCUCGUCUCCAUACUGCUGGUGAAUGUCAGUUCGGCUACCUGCAGUUGCAAAUUUGUCAUGGGCGACUACGAUUCAGAGGAUAUUCUGAAGGACUUCUACAUGCCAGAUUACAUCCUAGGACAUGGAUCAGAAAAGGUCCGGGAUUUGUCCCAUGUACCUGCUUGUCCAGUCAUAGUGUUCAUAAACUCCAAAAGUGGUGGUCAGAGAGGUGGAGAUCUUAUUAUUACCUAUAGGACUCUCCUUAAUAAAAAGCAGGUUUUUGAUUUGGUAGAGACAGCUCCUGAAGAGGUGCUACAACAGCUUUAUGAAAAUAUAGAAAAUCUGAAAGAGGAUGGUGAUCCUUUGGCCAGUGAAAUCCAGAAAAGACUGAAACUGAUUGUUGCAGGUGGGGACGGCACAGCUAACUGGCUUCUUGGGGUAGUUUCUGAUCUCAAAUUAUCUCCACCACCUCCAGUUGCUACUGUGCCUCUUGGAACCGGAAAUAACCUUCCAUUUUCCUUUGGCUGGGGAAAGAAAAAUCCCGGGAUAGAUAGGCAAUCUGUGAUGUCUUUCCUCAAUCAAGUGAAGACUGCAAAAGAGAUGAAGAUAGAUGGUUGGUAUUUGGUCAUGCGAAUGAGGGCUCUUAAGGAAGGUUCAUAUGAUCCAAUCGCACCAAGUGGACAAACCAAGUCAUUGAAUGCAUUCCGACAGGUCUUUAAGCCAGAUACCUUAUACAUGGAUGGGUUCCACACAUUUCGUGGAAGAUUUUGGAACUACUUUAGCAUGGGAAUGGAUGCACAAGUAUCAUAUGCAUUUCACUCAGACCGGAAGUUACACCCAGAGAAGUUUAAGAACCAGUUAGUUAAUCAAAGCAAUUAUUUAAAGCUUGGAUGUACUCAGGGAUGGUUUUGCACAUCUUGUUUCCACCCUUCUUCACGGAACAUAGCACAGCUGGCAAAUGUCAGGAUAAUGAGAAGACAAGGUCAGUGGGAGGAUCUCUAUGUACCUCGGAGUAUCCGGUCCAUUGUGUGCCUCAACUUGCCCAGCUUUUCUGGAGGACUUGAUCCAUGGGGAACGCCAGACCCUAAAAAAUCACUUGAGAGAGACUUGACACCUCCAUAUGUUGAUGAUGGCCUAAUUGAGAUCGUUGGUUUUAGAGAUGCUUGGCAUGGACUAAUAUUACUACUCCCGAAAGGACAUGGAACUCGCCUUGCACAGACAAAUGCAGUUCGUUUCGAGUUUAGAAAAGGAGCAGCAGAUCAUACCUCCAUGAGAAUUGAUGGGGAACCCUGGAAACAACCAUUGCCAGUGGAUGAUGGAAGUGUCACUGUGGAGAUUUCCCAUGCGGGUCAAGUGAAAAUGCUCGCGACCCCAUUUUGCCGGUCUAAAAGUAUACAUGAACCUUCUUCAUCGGGUAGUUAACAGAAUGCAGGGGGCAAUGGUUGAAGAAAUGCUCAGGAAAGUGGGAAAAGAAGAGAAGGCAUAAUGUCGGCAGAGUUCACAUUUUUGCUGGUAAGUUUAUUUGAUGAGCCUGAACCUCUAGAAUAACUUCAACUUCAAGAUUGAUGCAUUGGAGCCUGUUCUGUCUAGCCGAGUCCUGUCCAAUGGAAGAAGCGUUACGGCA